CAAGGAUUAUUAUCUUUUUGUGGUAAGAAGGUACCUGCAGUGCAUUUCCAGCAUUGGGGGAGGGAAGGUAAUGCGAUAUCCACUGUCCACAGAUGUUUUAGGAAGUCCUUUCUCAUCAGGUCGAGGCUACGGCACAGUAGUGAUCCGCAAAGUGGUUUCGGAGGGAGAUUUCAUGUACCAGGUUAGGGUUUUUGGAAGCAAGUCCAGUGUCAUGCUGAAAGGAAGUGAAGUGAGAGUGAGAGGAUCGGUACAAAGUUUGCCAGUGAUGUCAAAUCAGAGGUCUGCGGAUUUCAGCCCAGAAUUUCUCAAAAGGGAAUCAAAUGAGAAUGCAGCAUUAGAAAGCGCGAUUGCAACAGAGAUGAGAGAGGAAGUGUCAGAUCAUGAACGGAGCAGAAAGCACCAGGCCACGGAGGGCUGGAAGGUAGAGCCCGAGGACAAGCCGAAAGCCUCUGUGAGCGAUAAAAGGUCCGUGGUGACACGGUGGAAGCCACUAGUUGCCCAGAUGGAUGAGGUCGACAUUGAAUGGAACCAGGGGGAGCUGAGCUCUCUACUGACGAUUAAAACCAGGCAGUUGCAGUCUGAGAUGGUGCUAAGUGACAAGUUCAUAAGGGAGAAGGAAUUUGAUGAGCAGCAUGAGGGAAUAUCAGAUAACUUAUUCAGUCAGAACUUUUUCCCUAAAGAAGAGAAGCAGAGGGGCAAGUGAAAGAGUUGUGUGGUUUAUUCUAUGACCUGUGUACUUUGCAUAUCUGGAACCCAAUGCAAAAGACUUCCUUUACAAGGCUAACGGCAGAUUGAUGGGAGUGGUCAAAAGCUUCUUUUGGGUAACUGGGAAGGUUUUAUGAACCGAUGGUCCAUUUAAGGUUGUCGCUUUGUAAAAUGCCAUCCCUCUUUCAGUAAAGGUAGGAUAAGGAGCUCCGAAAACAGCCUUAUAAGGAACUCUGCUGUCCUGGCCAACAAUCUGCUG
Molecule: messenger RNA, 964 nt
Organism: Callorhinchus milii (elephant shark)
Lineage: Eukaryota; Metazoa; Chordata; Chondrichthyes; Chimaeriformes; Callorhinchidae
Exons: 2
Coding region: 71-703 (210 amino acids)
Source: RefSeq, a predicted model, not a curated record